Messenger RNA from Amyelois transitella, 871 nucleotides. RefSeq names its product E3 ubiquitin-protein ligase CCNB1IP1-like. Bases 55 to 840 code for a protein of 261 amino acids. Gene Ontology annotation, cellular component: synaptonemal complex. NCBI's taxonomy places the organism in Eukaryota, Metazoa, Arthropoda, Insecta, Lepidoptera, Pyralidae. The record is from RefSeq and is a predicted model, not a curated record. Gene Ontology annotation, biological process: reciprocal meiotic recombination. The transcript has a single exon. Gene Ontology annotation, molecular function: ubiquitin protein ligase activity.
GUUGUGUACGCAUGUUAUGUUUUGAAUACAUUUUUAGGAAAUAAUAAUCUCAAAAUGACCAUGGAUAUGGUGUGUAAUUUUCGGAAAUGUAGAAGAUCGCUAUCCAAUCAUGCAUGGGUAACGACAUGUUCGCACGCUUUUUGUAUAGAACACGGUCAGAGGGAAUUUAAAAGGAACGCUGAAAAUUGCUUGUCCUGUCCGGCUUGUGGCAGUGAAUUACGCGAUAAGUUUGAUGUUAUACAAGCUGAUCUGAAGCCCAGUGAAACUUUCAAAUCUAUAGUUCUAGCAGGAUUAAAGCCAGACACGAUUAUGGAUGUAGCAAUGAGAGCUAUGUCGUUCUGGUCGUAUCAAAUUGAGCAAGAGACUCUCUAUCAAGAAAGCAUGGCUAAACAUUCAAGAGAAAAGCUUGAGUGUCUUGAAGAGAUUCAUAACUUAAAUCUUCAGAAAAUAAAAGCUGAAUUAGAAACCUGUAAACGAAAGAUUGCCUCUUUACAAGAAGAAUAUAGUGCCAAAAGAAGACAAAACGAAGAAUUAAAGGCGCGCCUAGAAGAAAGGUCUAGGAAAAUACAAAAAUUAACGUUUCAACUCGAUGCUCAGAAAAGAAAAGAUAUUCGUGUGAAUAACAAUGAUGAAAGUCAAUGCGUUAAUAAACAAGAUAAAUGCAUGGAUAUUUCAGCUUUGAUGCGAAAGCGAUCCGCUUCUGAGGCAUUUGUGUUCAGGCCGGCAAAAGACUUGGAUGACUCUCAGAGGAUUUGUUCACCUAAAACACCUUUAUUCGAUUUUAGAGCCAAGAGUAGUAAAAAGCAGUCCAAUUUUCAGUUCAGACCGCUGUCGUCUUAGUAAUAGUAAUAGUGUAAGAAAAUAUUAAUUA